UGUUUGACUGCUGCUCCAGUUGCAAAUGUACCCGAAGCUCAUCCCUCCUACCUGACUGAGGCACACAUUAAUCUCGCUCAUGUGACAUGCACACAGUCAGAGCCGGGGCGAAGGUUAGCUGUGCUCCUCACUUCAAUCACAAAUCCUCAAGAUGUCUCCUCCGCUGGCUGUCCUUAUCUCCCUCUGCCUCUUCUUUGGCCUCCCCGGGUCGGCAAGCUGCCUCUACAAACAGUGGGUCCCCGACACCAGCUUUGAGAAUGCGACCAACUGGGACAAGGGGGUGGUGCCCUGUGGUAGCGACAAGGUCCAGUUCCUGGCGGACAGGCAGGUGUCCGUGUACGUGAGGGAGGUCCACUCCAUCCAGGAGAUGAAGCUGCCAGUGAACGGGGAGUUCAUACUGGCAUCGGGAGCUGGCUUCACGGUGGGUGGUGGACAAGAUAGCAGCUGCGGCACAGGUGUCACGGUCCAGUUCCGGGACUCUGAGACGGCAAAGUGGUUUGACCCCGCUCUGUGGCGGGCGGCCUCCUCUUCGGAGGACCUGGACAAAGGCCGGUUCUUGUUCUCAGUGCACGAGGAGAGUGUGCCCUGCAGCCAUGACGACGUGGUGUUCCGGCCGGACACCUCCUUCCGCGUUGACACUACGGCGGGGCAGCAGAGCCUCCGGGUAAAGAGCGUGUCUGUGCUGGGGCAGAAGUUUCGCGAAAACGCCGGGUUCUCCCGGUACCUUGCGUCACGCUCUGGUCGGCUUCAGUUCCACGGAGACGCCGGCCCCGUCGUCGGGAGCCCUGCUUGUGACGACAGCUCUGGCUGUGACUGCGGUAAUUCCGUGCACCAUGGCAGGAUCUGCUCGGGCAUGGACUGCCCCCGUUUGGACUGUACGAAGCCCCUUCGUCCCGUAGGACACUGCUGCGAUGUGUGUGGUGCCAUCCUCCACUUGAAGAUCUCCGGCAGAUUCAACCUGGAGACCUACCGCCAGCGGCUACAGCAUCUCCUACUCCACCCACAGUACAAGGCCGUUCGGAUGGGUGUAUCCAAGGUUACCAUGCCCCAGUGGCUGCUGGGUGUGAUCCCACGUGAGGCAGCGACAGAGAUCCAGGUGGUGCUCCUAGAUGAGGAGGGCUUAGGACCUGGGACGGUGGCAGAAGAUGCAGCCCGUGACAUCAUGAAGGACAUCCAGUCCCAGGGGGCACUCUUCGGCAUCGAGGACGCGGAGCUCCAGGCGUCCUCAGGCAACGAAGGCACCGGUGACAGGGCAGGGGUGGUGGUGGGCGCUGUGCUGGGAGCCCUGGCUUUGGUGGUGUCCCUAGUCGUCUUGGGCUUCCUGUUCUACCGUGGGGUUAUCCGGGUGCCUUCCCUCCCCUCGCUGCCCAGCUGGAGGAAGAACAGCGAGAUCGGGGAGUUGGGGGGGCCCAUAGAUCACGGCUUUGACAACCCCAUGUUCAACAAGCCCUCCCAGGUCCCUGGCUCGGGCGGACUAUUUGGGACGGACAGCCUGAGCACCAUCACCGUGACAGACCUGGGGGUCCACUUUGUCAACCCUGCCUAUGAUGAGACCAACUUCAAUGCCUGAGUAUGAUAUCAAGAGAAUGAUAUCAUUAUCAUCACAAAACGUCUUCAUCUGAGCAUCACUUUACUGGGAUUCAAUCAUGCCUGAAAACAUGUCAGUACUUCUUAAAAGCUCUUUCCUUUUUUCUAUGAGUGGUUUCAUACUGUCCUUUUUCAGCGGAACAGCACAGAAAGAUUUCUUCACUGAGAGUUUCACUUGAGUUCGCUUUCACAGAAUAAGAGCACUAACUAAUUUUAUUGGUGACAUCAUUUCUC
Messenger RNA from Conger conger (European conger), 1821 nucleotides. RefSeq names its product amnion associated transmembrane protein (gene amn). The transcript has a single exon. Lineage: Eukaryota; Metazoa; Chordata; Actinopteri; Anguilliformes; Congridae. Gene Ontology annotation, cellular component: endocytic vesicle; apical plasma membrane. Gene Ontology annotation, biological process: receptor-mediated endocytosis; intracellular protein localization. The coding region runs from base 152 to 1570 and encodes 472 amino acids. The record is from RefSeq and is a predicted model, not a curated record.